Racocetra fulgida is the source of this 260-nucleotide messenger RNA. The record is from the annotation of a GenBank genome assembly. Lineage: Eukaryota; Fungi; Glomeromycota; Glomeromycetes; Diversisporales; Gigasporaceae.
ACAGUUAUAGCAAAGAAGAUAUUACCAAAUUUCUUUAUAUAAGCAAAUCUACUGUACAUCAAACAUUAGAUACUUUCCAAAAGUGGGGAUACAUCAAAAAACCUUUUAAAGAACAACUAGGACAUCAAAAAAUAUUCGCUUAUGAAGAACUAGAUCUCUUAAAACGUAUUAUUAUAGAGAAAGUUGUCUUUUAUCUUGAUGAGCUUGUGGUUAAGAUGGAAAACUAUAUACAAAAGCAGGUUUCUGUCUCAACUAUAUAG